UACAAAGGUGAGCCCAGAAAAAGAUAUUCAGACACUAAAGACAGACCAAUAUUCAAAGGUAGGGAGAGAAGGAAGAGGGUGUGGGACUCUGUGGACUAUUCUGGGAACAAAUCGCAAUUACUGGACUAAACCAGCCCGUUUAUUUUUACGGAUCUGAUUGCUACCUGUGGUUCCCCUCAAUAUCAGAUUGCCCAUGUCGACCGCCAGUGAGCUGUGUAGGAUUCUCACCAACGCUAACAUGACCAUGUAUCAGACAGGGAUCUCAGAGCCCCUGCAGCCCAGUCACAACACUGCGUCUCUGCCCGCCAUCGGAGACCUGGCGCAGCUCUCAGACCUCUCCACAUGCUUCUCCGGCACAUUGGUACAAUGGUAUGAGCUGAACCCUCAGUAUUGGAGCAAGCAGAACGUCUUGGAUUGGAUCAGUUUCCAUGUGGAUGGCAGUAAGUUUGAUGCCAGCACCCUGAGCCUUUCCUACUGCUCCAUGGAUGGACUCACACUCUGCCAGCUGACCAGAGAUCAGCUGCUAAACAUGUUUGGAAUGUCUCUCGGGGCUCACCUUCACCAGAGUUUGCUGGAGCUCAAGGCCAAAUAUGAUCUGAGUGAGACCUGUAAGCUCCUGGAUAGCUUCCUGCAGGAGUUUCCAGACUUCCCUCUGCUCAGCACAGUAGAAGUGAAUGAUGCUGUGAAAGACACCAGCUACAGCGACUUUUCGCAUAUCUUCAAGAACGUCACAUUGGAGAACACAACACCACUCAAUGACAACGGAUACGAGUCUGACAGCAUGCACAGCUCCUCAUCAGUCGGAGCCUUCGGUUUUCAGAACCCCAGUUCUCCAGAAUCCAGGAGCAGUGAGUCCGAACCAGAGUUCUCUUACCCUCAGAUAGCCAAGGUACAUAUUAAAACAGAGAGGGCCGAGAGAGGAGACACGAAGAGAGGCAGAGGAAGACCACCUAAACUCAGCCGAGACCCAAGACACAUCUACCCUACCUCCAAAAAGAACAAACACGCGCCCCGGGGGACCCACCUUUGGGAGUUCAUCAGAGACAUCCUUAUCCACCCAGAACAGCACCAGAACCAGGGUCUAAUGAAGUGGGAGGACCGCCGCGAAGGUGUCUUCAAGUUCAUCAAGUCUGAGGCUGUAGCCCAGCUGUGGGGGCAGAAGAAGAAGAACAGCAGCAUGACCUACGAGAAGCUCAGCCGUGCUAUGAGAUACUAUUACAAGAGAGAGAUCCUGGAUAGGGUGGACGGCAGGCGGCUGGUCUAUAAAUUUGGGAAGAACUCAACUGGUUGGCGAGUGGAAGAGACCAGUUGCAUGCCAUGAAGAAUACAAGAGAGGAGGAAUGGACGGGGGUGUAAUCUGAAAAGACCCCUAAUGUCCUACCCACACCCUGGUCUACAGCUUUUCUCCACCUAAACUCACAUAAAGACACUAACUUCCCUUCUACCAGGGGAGGUGUUGCAGAACAUGUAAGCCAGUAUUUCUGGCUCCAGUAGGUUUUAUGAACCAAUAUUGUUAUUGUACAGUAAUUAUUACGUUUACUGUGGAUCUGGAUUUAGGGUCGGCCAUUUUGGACAAUGGGAGGGUAUGAUGGGGUUUGUUUUCAGUUAUAAUCUCUCUCUCUGCAUUUAUACACCAGCGCUUUAUUGUGUGGAAAUAACUCAGCUUAUUUCACAGUGACCAUCACCUGGGUAAAUGGAUGUUAUGAUUUUUACUGUGGCAAAGUAAGCACAUGCGUUUUCUCGAGUUCUUUUGUAUAAACAUUAAUAUUAAUAAGUCUCUUGUUGCACCCCAAGUAACACUUAAAAUAAAAAUGUUAUAUUUCCAUAUACAAGAUGGUUAGUGGCCAAACUUCUAACAUGAGCCACUGUUUAGAAGAGCCUCACAGUGUGUUUUACCCUUCAGGGGAGCUAUGGGUAUAUACAGACUUGUGAUGAAUAGUAAACCUGAUAUGAAGGAGGAAAAGAAAACAAAAAAGGAAUGGGAAAUCGAGAAGAGAGAUGGGGGAAAUGAAGGCUUUAUAAUUAUAAACUAUUGUUGACACAUGAAGUUGUGCAUUUUGCUCUUUUAGCCGGGAAACUGUCCAUGAGUUGAUAAUGUAAUAUGUCAUUCAUAGCCAUAUACAUCUUUAUUUAUCUCACCAGACCAGACCCCCAGAAAUCCACUAUGCAUUUAUUACCCGUUUAAAACAAAUGAACAAGUCAGUUGCUCUUCUGUAUGAGUGAUUGUUGUUAUUUAGCUGAUCUGUUUUCUUGUAGAUCACUCAAUGUCAUGUGUAUGAGAAUUCAAUCUCAGAUUGUAUUGUUUUUGACGUCAUUGCACUCGUGUUUGUAAGCAUAUGGCAUACGGUUAUAUUUUAUACACACUUUUUACUAAAAUAAACUUGUUUGAAAUGA
Molecule: messenger RNA, 2394 nt
Organism: Esox lucius (northern pike)
Lineage: Eukaryota; Metazoa; Chordata; Actinopteri; Esociformes; Esocidae
Gene: elf3
Product: E74-like factor 3 (ets domain transcription factor, epithelial-specific)
Exons: 9
Coding region: 194-1321 (375 amino acids)
Biological process (GO): regulation of transcription by RNA polymerase II; cell differentiation
Cellular component (GO): nucleus
Molecular function (GO): DNA-binding transcription factor activity, RNA polymerase II-specific; sequence-specific DNA binding
Source: RefSeq, a predicted model, not a curated record